UCACUUAGGAGGUCACUGCUGUUCUACAGAAAAACCAACCAUCUGAACGUGUGCUGGUUAAUCUGAGCAACGCUGGAGGGAGUGCUGCCUGGGAAUACUAGUGCAAUGCAGAAACAGAAUCAGAAUGAAGGAAGAAACUGACGUCGUUAUCGAAAUUGAGAUAUUAUUAUAUAAACUAGAUCUUAAUUAAAAAAUAAAUAAAUGUAAUGCAAAUAAAACUUUCCUUCACUGGUCUGUUGGGCUGCUUUUAAAAUAUAAACAACGCCUGUAGGUGGAAACAUCAGCGUCUUGCAUUUAUGCAGGUGAUAUAUAUUUCUAAGAAAAUGCAAUGGUUUAAAUGUAUCUGCACAAGUUUGUUUGUUUUGUUUCAUCACUGUGCUAGUGAAGAUUUGCAGUUCACAUUUGACAACAGAAAUCACUUUGAAUACAAUGAUUCCUACUAUGAGUACUUGCCCGGUCCGCUUCAGUGGAAGGAAGCAAAAUGGGCCUGUCAUCAAAAGUUUGGAUUCCUUACCACGGUGGGAACCAUGCAGGAAAGCAGGGAGUUGAGCCAGUUUUUACGGUCUCUCAACAUAACUGAUUCAUUCUGGAUAGGAAGGAAGGCAAUGGGUCAUUUAAACGGUGUUCUGGAGUUCUCUGCUAGGACUGACCAGAAGCAUGCCAGGAUCAUGCAGCAGUUCCCUAACAUGCAGUCUGUGACUGUCUGUGCUUACAUUCAGUUUGAUCCAAGUUGCCUGGGAGUGUCCACUGUGUUCUCUUAUUCCAUUCAGUCAUUUAUUAAUGAGUUCCAGCUUCGUGCUAACAUAGUCCAUGGGGAACCCAUCCAGUUGGCUUUGCUUGUCCAUGGUAUACACGGCCCUUACUCCCUGGCUGGGGAUAAUGAUGGUCUUUGGCACUUUGUGUGUGUUAGCUGGACCCGAGAUGAAGGCAGGUGGGCUAUCUCCAUGGAUGGAUCUGUCAUCGGUUUUGGAGACAAGCUCUUCCUGUCUGAUGACAUUGGCCGGGAUGGCGUUUUCAUUAUCGGUCAGGAGCAGGACACUUUUGGCGGCUCCUUUAAGAAGGAAGAGUCUUUCACUGGAAACAUUACACAACUGCACGUGUGGGACCGGGUGUUGAACUCCAGUGUAAUUGAGUCCAUGGCGAGGGACUGUUCAGUGAUUUCAGAGGGAUUAUUUUUUACAUGGAACUUCUCAGCACUUGAACUCGAGCCCUCUUUGAAGAUACAUUGGGUAUUUUCCCAGUGCCAAGAUAACAGAAGCCAACCUGUUGGCCAAAUGCCAUUUGCUUGGAUAGAUGGAGGGUCGAUAUCCUACCAUAACUUCUCAUUAAAUGUCAACUACAUGCCAAAUACUGGAGAAUGUGUGACCAUUGACCCUGUAACUGGAAGCUGGGGUUUGGAAAUCUGUUCCAAACCAAAGCGAGCCCUCUGUCAGUAUGACAAAGAUGUAUACGAACAUCUGCAACGAUUUUCUUUAAUACCGCAGACUUCAUUUUUUUUUACUGUGAGCAGAGAACCUCUUGCCAGCACCGUGAUGGAUGAACUUCAGAUAAACGCCACAGGGAUCCAACGAAACCUCUCCAGAGUGAACAGUGUUACUGGAGUGCUGUUGAAAGUUUUGGAUGAGAACCCAGACAUCCUCACCCCUGCUGACCUCCUUUACCUUACUCAGUUUAUGGGGAGUGUGGUAGAGCUCAGUGGUGUGGAGAUGGAAAAUGUCUCAGAAGCCUUUGUAUCUUUGGCUACCAACUGGUUCAAGUUAGCCAGUAAAAUCAUUGAUACAAGACUCUCUGCACAGUGGCUGGAGCUCUCUGAGCAGAUGUUGAUUCCGGGACCAUUUGCAGUGAUUAAGAACAUAGAUAGCUUGGCUGUAUUGAUGGCUGAUACACUGUCCAUGGCAGGAAUGAGCUUCACCCUGUCAACGAAGAACAUAGACUUGCACAUUGAGCCCCGGACGUUGUCCCACCUGAGUUGUGGUUGUGUGUUUAAACCUGGUACCCUCGGCCCUCACUCUGGUAAUCAAGAUGAAAUACAGAUCCCAGACACUGAGGUGUCAAAGUUACAUGCCAUAGGAUACAGAGAACUCACAUUUAUACAUGUAUACUACAGUCACCUUGUGGACCUUCAAGCAAAUCUGUACAAAGAACCUGUCUUGCAUGUACAGAAGACAAACACUAGUUCACAGGCAGGUAGACUUACAACUGCUGUUAUAUCGUCGACAGUGCGAGAUCCCAGUGCAAGAAGGAAUAUUCCGGUAGCUGUUCAUUACACACUAUCACAUGCAGAACUGGUGGGGUAUACUCAGUUUCCAUUACCAGUUUGUGUGUUUUGGAAUUUUAGCUUGAAGAAUGGACAUGAAGAGGGAUGGUCAAGUGACGGGUGUCAGGUGAUGCGCUUGGGGUCACAGGUUACUUCCUGCUUUUGCAACCACACAACAAACUUUGCAGUGUUGAUGACAUUUAUGGAAGUAAAGUGGAGCCCAGCAGAGGAGAAUAUUUUGACUAAGCUGACUUUCAUUGGGUCUGGAGCCUCCCUCUGUGCGUUAGUGAUGACCUUGACGCUCUUCACAGUGCUUGACAUUCCAAAAUCUGAUCGGACUUCCAUUCACAAGAAUCUGUUCUUAGCUCUGAUUGCUGCACAGGUAGUGCUUCUGAGCAGUGGGUCGGCCACAAACAAUAAGGUUGCCUGCACUGUGGUGGCUGCCCUGCUACACCUGUUCUUCAUGGCAGCGUUCACCUGGAUGCUGGUGGAGGGGCUCCUGCUGUGGAGCAAGGUGGUGACUGUGAAUCUGAGUGAGGAGAGGCGCAUGAAGUAUUACUACCUGAUCGGCUGGGGUCUCCCUGUUCUAAUAGUCAGCAUCACCCUGGCUGCAACUUCAGAGAAAUAUUCUGCAGAUGGGCAUUGCUGGCUGAGUGUCAAAAACGGAGUCAUUUGGGGUUUUGCAGGCCCUGUUAUCUUUAUUAUCAUGGUGAAUAUACUGGUCCUCACACGAGUGGUAAUGAUCACCUUAUCCACUGCUAAGCGGAGGGCAAUAAUGCUUGCUGUGAACAGCAGUCCUAUUGAGCAAGCUUAUGAUCAGAUCCGGGCUGCUGUGAAAGCUGUGUUAGUGCUAUUACCUAUCCUGGGGCUUACGUGGCUGUGUGGAGUACUGGUACCCUUCUCUAUAGUAAUGGCUUACAUCUUUGUGCUUCUCAACUCGCUGCAGGGCCUCUUCAUCUUUCUGAUCUAUGGGGUGUACAACACAGAGGUACGGAGCACGAUCAACAGAAUUAAAGAAAGAAGAGGAGCGCUGAACUUCUCGAAUUGUGCUAAUUCACGACCAUCCAGCUCCCUGACCAGCUCCAGACCCGCCAGCUCCCCGGCUCCCGGAGUGCAGGACCUCAGCCGUGACCUCGGCCUAGGAAGCCACUGUGCCAGCGAGCCAGAACAGCAGAACAUUCCCAACAAGCCAGACAGCAGCGUGGUGUAUGAAAACUCUGCCGCUACUAGUGACCGUCAGCUGUCAAUCCCUAGUCUGCCACGAGUGCCAGAUGAAGAUUUGCCUUGCUUCGCUUUGGGCUCCUUAACCCCUGAACAGGGCUGUCAAGGGGAUCUGACUCUCCCCAACAUGCGGGAUAGCAUAGAGGAUGGCUGCAGCCUUCACGUUCCCAUGGAUUUCGACAGUUACUCCUGUAUCUCCGGGAGUGCUGCACUCGACAAGAGAUCUGGCUGCUUAUAUUUAGACUGAUCUGCUUCAAAUAUUGUUAACUUUAUCCUAACUGUAGCUUAAGCCAUGUUUCUACAUGCUUGCUAGCGUGGCCCGGUGCCCCUUUGUGUCCUGCAAGGCUUUUUUCAUACACAGACACUUCCUACUUUUGAUUAGUGCUGGUACCAUUUUCAGUUGGAGUUGUCACAUUCUAACAUUUUUCCUUAUUAAGUACACCUCAGCUCGAACAAAAAAAGAGGACUUUAUAUAUGGUGUCACUUUGCUUUUAUUUCGGUUUCAUAUCCUUGCAAAGCAGUAUGUAAAAUACUAUUAGUAGAAAUGGUAUAAGGAAAUAUAAUGUUGGGAAUGACAAAAGGCUGUGCUCGCCAUUUGCCUCAUGGGAUGCAAUCGAGGGGAUUAUAUAUUUGUUUUUGUUUUAAUUGUCUAGUGUUUUAGAUGUUACUACUUCAUCUGGUAAAUUACUUAUCUAAAUAAUGUAUUGACUUGUGUACAUAAUUAGUCUAAUUUCAUUAUAACAACUGCAACCCCCCCCCCCCCACCCCCCCCACCCCCCC
This is a messenger RNA of Polyodon spathula (Mississippi paddlefish), 4258 nucleotides long. RefSeq names its product adhesion G-protein coupled receptor D2-like. The record is from RefSeq and is a predicted model, not a curated record. NCBI's taxonomy places the organism in Eukaryota, Metazoa, Chordata, Actinopteri, Acipenseriformes, Polyodontidae. Gene Ontology annotation, cellular component: membrane. The coding region runs from base 297 to 3725 and encodes 1142 amino acids. Gene Ontology annotation, biological process: cell surface receptor signaling pathway; adenylate cyclase-activating G protein-coupled receptor signaling pathway. The transcript has 25 exons. Gene Ontology annotation, molecular function: G protein-coupled receptor activity.